This is a messenger RNA of Pristis pectinata (smalltooth sawfish), 2906 nucleotides long. RefSeq names its product POC1 centriolar protein homolog B (Chlamydomonas), like (gene galnt4). Gene Ontology annotation, cellular component: Golgi apparatus. The coding region runs from base 526 to 2268 and encodes 580 amino acids. The record is from RefSeq and is a predicted model, not a curated record. The transcript has 12 exons. Lineage: Eukaryota; Metazoa; Chordata; Chondrichthyes; Rhinopristiformes; Pristidae.
GGGUAGGGGCUGGCGGAGAGGAUCAGGACAUUUAUUUAUUAACCCCACAAAGGAGGGCGACAACAACUGGGGAGCCAUCACGUUCGCCCGCUUCCACCAGUCGCCUGUCCCACAAUGCGCUGUGCUGAGGUUCGGGCUCCGAGUGCGAAGGACGGGGACUUCCUGGCACAGACACAGUAAGACAACAGAAAGAGCCCGGGAGCCUUCCGUCUACAACCACCAGUUGCGCCUGGGCUUGAAGGACACCGCCGCUGGCCAGCAGAAGGAGCUGAGGGCGCCGCCCUGCCCCAACCAGCCAGCCAGCCUGCUUGCUUAGAUCUCUUGGCCGGAAUGCGGUGGCUCGGCGUCCCGAGCGCGGCCGUGGUACUCCCUUGGACUUGAGGAUAACUUGUUUCCGCUCUGAUUGUCUAGGUUCCGAUGUGACUAAUAAAGCCAGUGUGGGAACUGUAACCACAGAUGGAGCAAAAGAAAUUCCAGCUAUAUUCUAUGUCCAGAUGUCCACAAGGACAACAUUAUUGAAGCAUCAUGAAGAUCUCCAUGAAACUAAAAUGGACCUGGCUAGGGAAGAGUUGUAUUCUAAUCAGUUUAUUGUGGAUUACUUAUGUUAUCAUUCAACUGACAGUCUCCAGUUUUCCUAACUCUGCUGGACAGAGCAAUAGUAAGGAAAGGAAGAACAGAGCCUACGUUAAUGAUGAGGAAAGUGAGGACCUGUCACGCCCACUGUAUGAAAAGUCUGCUGUUGAUAUGAACAGUCCCGGGGAGUUGGGUAAAGCUGCACAUCUGAAUUUAAAUGCAGAGGAGAAAAAACAAGAAGAGGAGAGUAUUGAGAGAUAUGCUAUUAAUGUUUACUUAAGUGACAAAAUAUCACUGCAUCGCCAUAUCCAGGAUGACCGAAUGCAUGAAUGCAAAGCCAAAAAAUACAACUACAGGAAACUUCCUACAACUUCUGUAAUUAUUGCAUUUUACAAUGAGGCUUGGUCCACCCUUCUCCGCACAAUUCAUAGUGUGUUGGAAACAUCUCCUGCUGUUGUGCUGAAAGAGCUCAUACUGGUAGAUGACUACAGUGAUCGAAUUUAUCUGAAGUCCCAACUGGAGGAGUAUAUCAGUAAUCUUCAGCGAGUACGUCUCAUUCGAACCAAUAAGAGGGAGGGACUGGUCCGUGCUCGUUUGAUUGGUGCUACUUUCUCUACUGGAGACGUGCUCACGUUUCUGGAUUGUCACUGCGAGUGUGUCACUGGCUGGUUGGAACCACUGCUGGAGAGAAUUAGAGAGAACGAGACUGCAAUUGUAUGCCCAGUUAUUGAUACCAUCGAUUGGAACACUUUUGCAUUUUACAUGCAGACGGGCGAACCAAUGAUUGGUGGAUUUGACUGGCGCCUUACUUUCCAGUGGCACAGUGUUCCUGAACAUGAAAGGAAUCGAAGAAAGUCGAGAAUAGACCCAAUUAGGUCUCCAACUAUGGCUGGGGGACUGUUUGCAGUCAGUAAAAAGUACUUUGAAUACCUGGGCACCUAUGACACAGGCAUGGAAGUAUGGGGAGGUGAGAAUUUAGAACUGUCUUUUAGGGUGUGGCAAUGUAAAGGCUCCUUGGAAAUCCAUCCAUGUUCACAUGUAGGCCAUGUUUAUCCAAAGCGUGCUCCAUAUGCUCGACCAAAUUUCCUCCAGAACACCGUUCGAGCAGCUGAGGUGUGGAUGGAUGAAUACAAAGUACAUUUUUACUACCGAAAUCCUCCUGCCAGAAAGGAAAAAUAUGGGGAUAUUUCUGACAGGAAACUACUCCGAGAUCGUUUGCAGUGCAACAGUUUCAGCUGGUACUUGAAGACCAUAUACCCGGAAUUGCACGUACCAGAGGAUCGUCCCAACUGGCAUGGAGCGAUCCGCUCAGAAGGGGUUCGUUCUGAAUGCCUGGAUUACAAUGCACCGGAUCAUAGUCCUACAGGAGCUCAACUGUCUUUGUUUGGAUGCCAUGGUCAAGGAGGUAAUCAGUAUUUUGAAUAUACAUCCAAGAAGGAAAUUCGAUUUAAUUCUGUGACUGAACUGUGCGCGGAAGUAAUUGAAGGACAAAGUUCCAUUGGAAUGAAGUAUUGUCCAGCUGACGAUUCCCCUGUUCCAGAGUCCAUUAUAUGGGAAUUUAAACCUGAUGGAACGAUCUUCCACCCGAAGUCUAACAAAUGCAUUAGUACUUAUCGUACAGCCGAAGGACGGAUGGAUGUUGAAAUGAGACUUUGCAAUUCACAAGACAAUAAUCAAAUCUGGCAUUUUGAAUAGAAAUGUUAGCUACGAUCUUACAGAGUAAACUCAAGAUGCUUUGACUUCACCAGUCAAAGUGAUAUUAGUACUACAGUUAAUAUUUAACACACACAAACUAAAUGCAAAUUGUAUCACCACUGUGCCUUUGUUAAAGUGCAUGAAAGAUAUGGUGGUAGACGAGGUUUGGGUGGAUAUAGACAUUGUUUGACUUUGAAUGCUAGUCAUUCUGCGUGCUGUUUGAUUUUUAUGCCUGAUUCUUGGCUUCAAUGUAUGAGUUUUUAUUUUUUUUCCUCUUUCCCUCAUGAGUAAUCAAACUGUUUUGUGGGCAUGAAUGAGUCUAUGUUGCUAUGUAAUUUGUAAAAUCUGGCAUGAUUUGCUUUAUUUUGAAAAGGGAAAAAAGAUUGCAGGCUUCAAUCAAGAGCUAAUGAAACAAUUCAGUGUUUCAGAAUGUAAAGAGAAAUUUUAGGUUGAAUUUCUACUGAAUUUCUAAAAUGUGGUUUAGCGUACAAAUUAUGAAAAUGCUAAAAAGGGUUAUGUGGUUUGAUAAGCACUUACAAUGCAGGAACAAAGGGACAGAAUAUCAAAUGCAGAUUAAAAACGCAUGAAAUAAACUACUGUAUUAGAAUUCUUGUGUAAGAAUAAAUUAUCAUUGUUUU